AGGUGGUGUACGGCGUGGUGGACCUGUACGGGAUGGCCGUCAAGGUGACGAUCGUGCACAACCACAACCACAGCGACCGCCUGCGCCGCAACAACGCCAUCCUGCGCGCGCUGUCCCCCGAGGGCGCGGCGGGGACACCGCGGCGUCCCCACGGCGUCACCGCGGCCGCCGCGCCCCCGCCGCGCCUGCUCUUCCACCCCAACUGCGGCCAGAAGGCGGCCGUGGUCAACGAGGGCCGGACGGCGCUGCGGCCGCAUGCCACGGAUGACUUCAACCACGGCGUGGUGCUGAGCGCGCGGCCCCUCGGGGACAACGAGCUGUUCCAGGUGCGCCUGGACAAGAUGGUGGACAAGUGGGCGGGGUCCAUCGAGAUCGGCGUCACCACCCACAACCCCGCCUACCUGCAGCUGCCGUCCACCAUGACCAACCUGCGCUCAGGCACGUGGAUGAUGACGGGGAACGGGGUCAUGCACAACGGCACCACCGUGCUGGACGAGUACGGCCACAACCUGGACCGCCUCAAGGCGGGGGACACGGUGGGCGUGGUGCGCAGGGACGACGGCACGCUGCACUUCUUCGUCAACGGCGUCGCCCAGGGCCCCGCGGCCUGGAACGUGCCCCCCAACGUCUACGCCGUGGUGGACCUGUACGGGCAGGCGGCACAGGCCACCAUCGUGGACGAGGGAGAGGUGUCCUCGCUGGCUGGGGACGGCUCGGAGGGUGACAGCGGCGGUGGCAGCCCCGAGGGCGCGUCCCCGGGCGCGUCCCCGAGCGACCUGCGCUUCCACCGGCUGCACGGCGCCAACGCCGUCAUCACCAACGGCGGCCGCACGGCGCUGCGCCAGAACUGCCGCUCCGAGUUCAACGACGCCAUCGUCAUCUCCAACCGGUGAGC
Messenger RNA from Onychostruthus taczanowskii (white-rumped snowfinch), 895 nucleotides. Its product is annotated as neuralized-like protein 4. The transcript has 5 exons. Gene Ontology annotation, molecular function: ubiquitin protein ligase activity. The coding region runs from base 33 to 893 and encodes 286 amino acids. NCBI's taxonomy places the organism in Eukaryota, Metazoa, Chordata, Aves, Passeriformes, Passeridae. The record is from RefSeq and is a predicted model, not a curated record.